CCCUGCAGCCCCAGCCACUGCUGUGCUCUCUCCCUUUCAGACUCCCUGUAUGUCUCCGAGUACUUCUCUCAGAGCGCGCAGAAGCUGUCCUUCUACAGCUGGUAUGGGAACGCCAAGCUCUUCCACUUCCAUGUGCCGGAAGACACUGUGCUGCUUCGCUGGCUCCUGCAAGCGUCCCGGGGGAAAGGACCCGAGUGCACCAACAUGGACAUCACAGUGCACUUUCGCUAUGGAGCCCCUCCUGUAAUUAAUCCACUGGGCACUCGUUUUCCUGCAAAUGCAACCGUCCGUCCUUCCUAUAACAUAAGCAUCACUCUGAGCAGUGCUGUGCAAAACACCACCUUUGUGAACGUCACCACCCCCGCUGCCGGAGCCUGGUUCAUCGCUGCCCAUCUCCCUGAGGCUGCUGGCAGGAUUGAAGUGAAGGGUUUCUCCACUCCGUGCCCCUAUAUGUUCCAGGCAGAUAUGUUUGUGCUCAGGCUCACCGAUAUGCCUGUUCUGGAGCCUGGUGUUGCCAUGCCACAAACCGUCGUCUCGCCUGCUAAGCCACUGCAUGUCAAGGUCUUUGUUCCCAAGCAUGCCGCAGGGAUGCGGUUUGAGCUGCGAAGCUGCGUGACGAGCGAACAGAAAGCGUGUGCCGUGCGGGUAGUGCUGGGCUCCAUCACGCUGCCCCAGUCCUUCCAGAGGAUCAUCACCUGCACGGGGAACGUAAACUGCAGCCUGGCCCUGGAUUCGCCCCCCUGGGAGAAGUGGCUGCAGAUCAUGGUGGAGAGUCUCGGCGCUGCCAAUGCCAGUGUGUCGGUGGAGAUGCUGGCUUCUUUCACAGCUUGCAGACCGGGAAGUACCAGUUCAUUCCUUAACUUCAGCAGCCUAAACCAGAGCCAAACUGGUCCCAGACCGGGUAGCACAGGAGCGGCAGGGAGCUCCGCUCUGACUACCAGAGAGGCUUUGCGCAACGCGUCCAACCAGAGGAGCUUCUGUCUGCAGAACCAGCCCGUCGUUCGUGAAGACCUGGAUGUGGUGUCUGUGCGCUACAGGCUCUUGAACGGUCCCAGCGUGCCCGUGAACACCCUCUCCCCGACCGUCCUCCUCCUCAGCCUGAACACUGGCAUGGACAGCGGGGGUUCCCUCGUGGUCAGCCUCCUGCUUAACAAGACGUCCGUGGGCCUGGCCAAUGCCACCGUGGUCGCGUGUGUGAGUGCUGCUUCGCCGGUGCUGUCCCUCAAUGCCACGCAGAACUGCAGCACAGCUUUUUUCCAGGGCUACCCUCUGAGCGUGAGCACGUCCUCUGUGGAAGCAACGCUGAUUGUCCUGUACCCACAGACGGAUGACUGGUUCCUCUCCCUGGAGCUCCUCUGCCCGAAGGGCCAGGGUGAAUGUAACGCCGCAGAAGCCAAAGUGACCGUCUUCGCAUACCUCACCCCCUGCUUCAAUGACUGUGGGCCGUACGGACAGUGCAGCCUCCUGAGAAGACACGGCUACCUCUAUGCUGGCUGCAGCUGCAAGGCCGGUUGGGGCGGGUGGAGCUGCACGGACGAUACCAAGGCCCAGUCUGUCGCUGUGCAGAACCUGGCCACCCUCCUACUCACCCUGAGCAACCUCAUGUUCCUGCCGGCAAUAGCGGUUGCUGUUUAUCGCUACUACCUGGUGGAGGCCUCCGUCUACACCUACACCAUGUUCUUUUCCACG
Balearica regulorum gibbericeps (East African grey crowned-crane) is the source of this 1689-nucleotide messenger RNA. NCBI's taxonomy places the organism in Eukaryota, Metazoa, Chordata, Aves, Gruiformes, Gruidae. The record is from RefSeq and is a predicted model, not a curated record.